Molecule: messenger RNA, 2394 nt
Organism: Lecanosticta acicola
Lineage: Eukaryota; Fungi; Ascomycota; Dothideomycetes; Mycosphaerellales; Mycosphaerellaceae
Source: the annotation of a GenBank genome assembly
AUGCCGCCAGAUACCUACGAUACCGUGCCGCAAGACGCAUGUUCGAAAGCGAAUCGAAGACUGACCACGGUGAAAGAGGAGGGUGGUGCUGUGCAGCAAUACGACCCGACGUGGUACCAGGACGAUAGCGAUGUCGAAGGCGUGCAGCUGCCGUCGCCCAAGCGGCAACGGACGGGCUUCGCAUGCCAGGCGUGCAACAUGUCCUUCACGGAGAAGAGAGCGCUUGCGAGGCACAAGAAGACAGACCACCAUCGGAAGCAGCUCGGGCUGCCGCCCGACCGGAAGCAUGCUUGCCACCUCUGCGGGAAAUGCUUCACUCGUGGUCACGAUUUGAAGCGACACCAGACCGAGCAGCACAAAGACGCUGCGUCGUCCAGCGGUGGCAUGGAACUGUCGUCAGGAAGUUCGGAUACCAGCACAGAACACGCCACCUCGGAAGAACCGCCAUCCUUUCCACGUCCUGCACGGGGCUUGUCUGGUCCCGCGAGUCCAACGCUCGCCCCUCUCAGUGAAGGCCUCAUCUUAUCGCCUGAAGACGCCACGCUUCUGGAAUCGGCAUACCCAUUCGUCGCCACUGGCGACGACCACCGCUUCGACGAAGAUGUUAUCAUGUCGGGAUCACUGCCUUCAGAACAGCCACCAUCCAAAGAGAGACAGCGAUUUCUUGCGGUGCCCGAUGACGAGAUGUUCCGUGAGUAUACCGAGGACACUGAAACUUCAGAAUCUCCCCUCAGAAGUGACCUCGAUAAGAAGGCGAAGUCGCCACCAAGUGGACCAUCAUCAUCAGGUCCAUCGCCAUCCGGAAUGCGAUCCGCUGGUCUUUCUCCAUCCGGCGUGCCAUCUUCUGGCCAGCCUUCAUCAGGCUUACGAACACAGGUAUCGCUACCCGAUCUGCAGCGCCCUACUCACCAUCCCUCGCGGAGCGUCGAAAGCUCAUGGCAUCCAAUGCUAUGUAUCAUUUGCGGCGAUGCAUUCGAAGAUGACUCCGAUGAACUGCUCAGGCAUCUCAAGCGCCAUCUGGACCGCUUCAAGGGCCAAUACCGCUGCAAGGACUGCGAGAUCGAUUUUGUGCACGAAGAAGACCUGGCGAAACAUGUUCUGAGCGCUACGACGGAAGGCCACUGCGGAUUCAACUUUCCUCACUCAUGUACUGGCCACCAUCCGCCUACACCGGCCGACAAUGUAGAGGUAUUCUCGGACUACGAUAGGGCCAGACUGUGCGUGCGCUUGCAAAAUUGGGAACAAGCUCAGUUGCAAGCCUACAUUGCAGAAGUCAGCGAUCUAACAACUUCUCGGUCGAACAAGAAUUUCACGCGCUGGUCCGACGUUCUUCGGGGCAGCUCGAGACGGAACUCAUUCGCCAGCUUUGCUAUUUCUGUCAAUUCCUACGCCACUGCGCCGUGCGACGUCUCUGCCGAGGGCAAGACUGACAUUGGGGGCCUGCAGAAGCGCCUCCAGCAGAUGUCCCUGGGUAAGGGCGCUGGCGCUCGUGUAAAGCGAUUAGUCCUCUCGGGCUCGAGGGAGGAUCUGCGCUCCAAAACCGUCGACCGGUCAUUGCAAAAGGCAGUCAAGCACAACGACGUCCACAAGGUCGAAAAGCUCCUGGAUAUGGGCGGCGAUCCUGCCAUCGUCCACGGAACAGAAGGCCCAUUCAUCGCCAAGGCCCUCUGGGGCUACGGACAAGUCUCCGGCCUCCUGGCGGAACAUCGUCUCGACGAAGACAUCAUGGGCGGCUGUUCAGUCUGCCACACGGCCACGGAUGCCUUCGACAAAGGCUCCAGCAAAAUCCGCGCUCUCCUACGGCACGGUGCCGAUGCGAACCAAUCCGGCGGCUUACGAGGUUUCCCGCUCGCAACAGCCGCCUGGCUGGGCAAAGUCGACAUCGUCAAGCAACUCCUAGACCACGGCGCCGACGUGCACAAUUCCGGCGGCAAAUUCGGCAACGCGCUCUGCGCAGCAGCCAGUGAAGCCGGCCACGCCGGCCACGCCGACGUCAUCCGCCUCCUCGUCUCCCGCGGCGCCAGAGUCGACUCCCACGGCCCCGAAGGCAGCGCGCUCAGCCUCGCACGCGGGCGCCGCGAAGUCCUCGUCCGCCGCCUCAUGCGCAGGAAUAACAACGACGAAGAAGCGGAAGAUAAAGAUGUCGAAGAACCCCGCGGCGGCAGUCUGUCCUAUUGCGACGAGGUCAUUCGGAUUUUGGAGGGGAGGGAUUGGAGCCAUGUCAAACGGCCUUCGACUGCCGGAGCGGGUGGUUGUCGGGAAGAACGUGGCGGUGGUCGUGGUGGUGGUGGUAAUGGUGGGACCAAGGGCAGUGGGGGCAAGGGGAUCAAAUUGAAUCCUACACCGAGUCAGUCGGGCAUGACGUUUGCUAGGUAUUGGACUGUGGAUAGUUGA